This is a messenger RNA of Haplochromis burtoni (Burton's mouthbrooder), 1255 nucleotides long. Its product is annotated as C-type mannose receptor 2-like. NCBI's taxonomy places the organism in Eukaryota, Metazoa, Chordata, Actinopteri, Cichliformes, Cichlidae. The record is from RefSeq and is a predicted model, not a curated record. The transcript has 3 exons. Bases 290 to 1078 code for a protein of 262 amino acids.
ACUCUGAUCAGCAACAUGACAGGAGUACCAGGACCACACCUGCUCACUCCCUCAUGCUCUCACUGUGUGCUGGAUGGAGACAGCGAGCAGCGCUGUGCAUCAGACUUUACUGUGGAAGAUAAGAUGUGAGCUCACAGCUGUGCAUGGAGAGCACAGAGUGAGGUUUUGCAUACAUCAGCAUUUCCAGUGAAGUGAUGAAGCAGCUUUGAAUGUGUGUAAAUGAGUCUAAGCAGCAAACAGAGAUCAGUGAGUGAAUCUGCUGACACAGAGCAUCCAGAGCAGCAGCAUCAUGGAGAGGAUCCUGCUGUGUGUCUGCUGCUUCUCAGGCUGGUUUGUCUCCACAUGCUGUCCCUGUCAGUACCACUAUGUUGAUGAUGCAAAGACUUGGACUGAAGCUCAGAGCUACUGCACACAGACUCACACAGACCUGGCCUCCAUCGAGAACACUGAAGAAAUGAAGCAGCUGAACAGCACAGUUUCACCUGCUGCUCACAGCUCUGAGCUCUGGAUCGGUCUGUACAGUCAGAUCAGCUGGAGGUGGUCAGAUGGGCUCACAGGGAGUGGAGCUGACUACAGGAACUGGGACACUUCUGAAUAUGAACCAGAUUUUUACUCUGGGGCUCAGUUCUGUGUGUCCUCUUUAAAAGGAAAAUGGUGGGAUUAUAACUGCAGAGAAAAGCUCCCGUUUAUUUGCUACAGAGGAUCACGGAUGAACCCUGAGUUUGAUUUGGUGGAUAAAGAAAUGAGUUGGUCCGAUGCUCAGAGGUACUGCAGGGAGAACUUCUUGGACCUGGCCACUGUCAAGAACACCGGAGAGAACCGACAAGUCCAUGAAAAGGCUCAGAGUAAAAGGGUGUGGAUUGGCCUGCACAGAGAGCCACACAUUUACUGGUCUGACGGCACAAAGUACUCAUUCUCAAACUGGGCCGGUGGGAUGAACCCGUUUAGGGGUAUGAGUACGAUCUGUGCAGCUCUGACUCAUUCAGGAGAAUGGAAGACUUUGUCCUGUGAAACAAGAUUACCAUUUGUCUGCUACAGCCUCCCUACACCUGGUGAGCCUUCAUUGUAUUUCCUUUAAGGAUCGCAAGCAAUUUUAGACACACGGUGUUGUGCAAAAGUCUUGAGCCACCUGUAAUGUCUGCAUUUUCUGGAGAGAAAUGGGAAACAGCUGCAGAGACUUAAUAAAUCCUCCAAAACGGAAAUAUAGUUUAUAUAAGGUAAACCCUCAGAGAGUUCAAGAUCAAGGUAUUUUAUG